AUGGAUUGUCAGCAGGUUACCCUUCUUGUUCUUCUGGACCUUAGUGCAGCGUUCGAUACUGUCGAUCACAGCAUUUUAUUGCACCGAUUGGAAACAUCUUUUGGGAUUACAGGAACUGUGCGAAAGUGGUUUGAAUCCUACUUAUCUGGACGAUGUCAGCGAAUAGCAUUUAAAGAUGGAAUCUCUGACAUUUUUCCAUUAACGUGUGGCGUACCUCACGGCUCAUGUUUGGGACCGCUGCUUUUUACCAUGUAUGCAAGUAAACUAUUUGAUGUUAUUAAAGAACAUUUACCAACUGCGCAUGCAUAUGCUGAUGGCACGCAGCUUUAUUUGUCGGUUAAACCAGGUAACGGUGCGAGUGAGGAAGAGAGUAUCGCAGCGAUGGAGACAUGCAUUAAGGCAGUACGUACGUGGAUGACUAAGGACAAAUUGAAACUGAAUGAUAGUAAGACUGAGUUUUUGAUUAUCGGUACAAGGCAACAAUUAAAAAAAGUGAACAUUGUCUCGCUUCCUGUAGGCGAUGUCAACAUUACACCGGUAGCAUCUGCUAGGAACUUGGGGACUGUGUUUGAUAGCAAUCUGUGUUUGGUACCCCCAUAUCAACAAUACAUGUAG
Messenger RNA from Paramuricea clavata, 615 nucleotides. Lineage: Eukaryota; Metazoa; Cnidaria; Anthozoa; Malacalcyonacea; Plexauridae. The record is from the annotation of a GenBank genome assembly.